Molecule: messenger RNA, 6024 nt
Organism: Acanthaster planci (crown-of-thorns starfish)
Lineage: Eukaryota; Metazoa; Echinodermata; Asteroidea; Valvatida; Acanthasteridae
Gene: nadk2
Product: NAD kinase 2, mitochondrial
Biological process (GO): NAD+ metabolic process; NADP+ biosynthetic process
Cellular component (GO): mitochondrion
Molecular function (GO): NAD+ kinase activity
Source: RefSeq, a predicted model, not a curated record
CCGGCCAUGGAAAUGGUACUGGUUACGGCCGGAAUCAGAUACCUGCGCGGCAGUAGCUUUCGGGGCACGUUGCCUAGCCAAAAUUAAAGAGGCCGUAACUUGAAAGUUAUUUUGGAGCAGUGGGUGUAGGCCCUAAAUGUAGUCCUACUAUAAUGUAGUUCCUUGAAGCCUUCGACUUUCGAGUCCUUGCAUUGAAAGCUUGACAAAGACCUGUUCAAUGAUCAUGAUGGGGACCCGCUCCUCCCGAAUUGUCUGCUGCGCAACUUGCCUGCAUCGACUCGGCGAUUUCAAGCUUUCAGCCCGACGACUGCUCGUGUUCGGCCGCGGUGCCUCGUCAUCUUCCAGUCUGACAGAGCAGGAAGGAAGGGACGCCAAAUCUAACUUUGGAGGCAAUGGCGUUCCCUUUAGGCCUAAACGGGCGCUGGUGGUGUCUAAAUUGUCACGAUAUGCAUUUGAAAAGAAACGAUUUGGUGACAUUGGGGAGGAUGGCUUAAAAAAAGUGCUUUCACAGCGAGGGUCUCACUAUGACAAGCUUUUGAAGAAGCACCGCAUUCAUGAGUCUAACGUCAGGAAAGUCGUGGACACCUUCGAGUCACAGAACAUUGAGGUCAGACUGGCCCAGCGGUUCGACCACAGCCUGAACCACGAAGCAGUCCGGUGGGCCGACGUGGUGGUGCCAGCGGGAGGGGAUGGGACCUUCAUCAUGGCAGCCUCAAAAGUCAUGGACGACAAGCCCAUCCUGGGAGUCAACACAGAUCCCAGUCAGUCGGCCGGCUACCUAUGCCUGCCGGAGAGGUACACGCUACGGUUUGAUGAUGCCCUGAGAAAAAUAGCAGAAGGGAGGUUUAGGUGGAAGUGGCGACAGCGAAUCCGCACCACAGUGGAGAGUGGCCUGAUCAACGCUGAGCCCAUCGACCUCCACGAGCAGCAGCUCAAGCUGCCGGACCACCAGGUGGAGCACUGGACCAAGGAGCAGCGGCUGCGGCAGGGGUUAGAGGAGAGGGUGGAACCGGGGCCCAGGGUCCUGCCAGUCAGGGCGCUGAAUGAGGUCUUCAUUGGCGAGUCGCUGUCAUCAACUGUAUCCUAUUACGAGAUCUCCGUGGACGGCAGUCCCAUGGUGAAACAGAAGAGUUCUGGAAUCACCAUCUGCACCGGCACAGGAUCUACAUCAUGGUCCUUCAACAUCAACAAGCUGUCUCACCAGAGUGUCAGGGAACUGUUGAAUAUCAUCAACAAUGAAACCGAUGCCAAUAUACCAGCCAACCAAGAUCUUCAAGAGAGGAUCGCAUCCCGGUUCAAUAGCUCUCUAGUCUUUGACGCCAGUAGGCCCACCCUAGCCUAUACGGUGCGCGACCCAGUCAUCAAUGGCAUCUUCAAUGCCCACAUGCCAAGGGGAUUUGCAAAGAAGAUCCGGAUUCGAUCGCGGGGAUGGGACGCCUGCCUGGUGAUGGACAGCGGGUCAUCAUUUGUCUUCAACGAUGGUGCAAUAGCAACGCUGGAGAUCAAAGAGGAGGACGCCUUAAGGACAUUUGAUCUUCUUGAUUAGAUUAGUCUGAGUUGGCAUGAUGGGGGGGGGGUUGUGGGGGAAUGAACGGACAGGCCGACUCUCCUUUCCGCAGCUGGGUAUUACGGAAUACCAUCUUAUUCGUAAUCAUGUCAGUAUUUCCAGCAAAAAGUGUGCUUCUUGGGCAAGGCGCUGUGUGACUAAUUUCUGUUUCCGUUCAUCCAACAGCGCAUUUAGUGCUAAGUACAGGAUGAAGUGACAGUUAAGAAGACAAUGAAGAAAUGUUCAGUUUUAGAGGAGGGAGGAAAACCCUGGGUUAGUAUAAUUCCAACGAAAACCAAUGGAAUCGGGCAGGGACUGAAAACCCAAUCCACAUGCUGACCUAGGCGGGAUUCCAAUCUGGGUUGCAGAGGUGAGAGACGAGGAAAGAGCCACUGCACCAACCUGACUCCCUAAUUACUUCUCCCCAUGCUGAAAUGCAUCAUCUUGGAGGGCCAAGAUAGUUAUGUUCAUUGUGGUCAAUUACGGCUGAAGUGGUAGCAACAAACCGUACACAAAUACUUCUUAGGGAGUCAGAGAUGGCCUAAGGCAUGUUCAAACCCAAUGAGCAGGGGUCAGAUGAUGUAACACCCUGGGUAUCAGUUACUUGAAGAAAUAUGUGUGACAUAAAUAGACCCUAUAUACAUGUACAUCACAGUUGUCAGUUACAAACAAAGAUCGUACAGCACCGAAGGCACAGGAUGGACAACUUUGCUCAAAAGGUAUAAUUACCAUGGGCGCCAUUUGAGUAAGCGAUACGCCUGCACAGUUUACGGUAAUGCUUGGGCGCAGGCUCACCAGGUGCACUUGCCUGCCGCUGCGCCUGCGUAUUAAUGUGCAUUGCGCAGGCGUAUCGCUUGCUUAAAAGGUGCACAUGCGAUUACAACAUUUUACGUGUAUUCAUGGUGAAGUUUGCCAUACGAUCUUUGGUUUCAAAGCAACAAUGGACAUCUCCAUGCACUUACAAGCAGGAGCUUGUGUACACCAUGUUAACCGCAUGCUCAAGGCUGGUGCAAGUUUUCUCGUAUAGUUGGGUGUAAUUCUACUGCACUGCUAGCUAUUAAGCACAACAUAACAUGCAUGCAGUUGGGCGUAGCUGUCGGCCUCAGGUUAAGCCAAGAGAAGUAGAGGCCAAGGAUUGGAUCUAAAAAUUAUUUUGUAAGCUUUAGUUAAUAAGGGGAGAAUGGUGUUCCAGAAAAUGUGCUUGUUGAAUUACUUUACGCCAGAGGACAUUUAAACACAAGCUGGGUCUCUGUAUACACGGGCACAACUUACGGGUUAAAACGUCAGGCAUGCACUGACUCACCUCUGGGCCAACAUUUAAACGAGCUAAUCCCCAUUUGUUUUGUGACCAUGUGCUGAACUUUAAUUUGGCUGCUGUGCACUGCCUGCUAUGGUAACAAAAUACGGCUCCGUGGGCGUGGCCCCGAGCGUUGCAAUAUGUGAGGUAAUCAGUUGGCAAUAUCCUACAGAUGCUGUUUAAAUAACCCUCCUGAAUCUAAAUUCAUGACGUUUGUCUUUUUCAAAAGUUGGCCACCACAUCUUGCCAGUUUUUUUUAAGUUUGAAAUUUUCUGCCCAAGAUAAUCUUGUUCAUAAAUGUUUAAGAUCAGCUUGGUAUUUGCUCACUGAUUAUGGCCUGAGCCGAAGGCAAGACUGUCACAGACCCCAAGCCAGUUUAAACAUCACUUGUACAGCUGUUGUAAUACACCAUUGUCACCAAUAGCUUUUCUGUAUGAAACUUUAACCACUCAACAGGUAAUAACAAUGGCAUUGUUACGUUUAUUAUGGUGUUACAUAACGGCUUCUUUGUUUGCCCUCAGCCCUGCCAGGAAGGACAAACAAUGGGCAGGCUGGGCGAUGCGUUUGUCAGCCAGGCUGGCCUAGCCUAGCCUAGCCUAGCCUAGCCUAGCCUAGCGCUGCGGCACUUCAUGCCAUUGUACUUUACAAUAGGAGGAUUACAGCCUAUGGUGACUCAUAGCAGUCAGUCCUGUCCCCAAAUAAGGCUGCCCAGCUGUGUGGAUCAGAAGAAUGUACCCCAUAUGGGGUCAACCGGCGCUUAGUGGUUAAAGCAAGGGGAAAAUUCAGACAUUUCAUUUGAUUGUUUCCACCAUUGCAACUCAUGUUAAGCAGAACCCUUUACUGGUCCUGUCAUUGUUAUGCACCUUGUGUGUAAUGCCAAGGAUGCCUUUACAAUUACCUUGGUAUACUACAUACAUACAUUUAUGAUAGUUUGUUGCAGAACUGCAUGUAGGGCUUUGUCAAAUCAAACAUCAAGUAUUUUAAUAUUCCUGUUUGAAACAGGAAUACGCCAAAACAAAAUGUAAAAAAAUCUCAAAAUUUUUUGAGAAGCAACCAGCAUUCUAAUAUCUUAUUUCAGGGUGUUAUAAGAAAGUUCAAGGCAGCUGAUAAGUGUUACUUGUGCCCCCACUUUGAUACCUAUCCACCCUACUUUUUCAACGCAUUCUACUCUGAAAAGCUAUUUUUGCUGGUUUUGCUGUAUCAACAGGAAAUUGUUAGAAUUUGGCAUUUAGAUGGAGCAAAAUGGUCUCAGACUCGCUCAGCCUAUAGUUUUGCUAUAUUGCUUUUAGUUAUCUUUCAUUCUUCAGUAUGUGCUGCAUUGCCGAAGAUUAUUCUCCAAAAAAUGAAGAGGGGGUUGCUUUUUUUCUGUGCAUGAGUCAUCCCACCACGACCAGCAAAAAUGUCGAAGUGAAUUAAAAUACUUUUCUUUCUUGCCUUCGAACAACUUUCUACUUAUCCACCACUUUUCCAACACGAUCAUAGGGGACACAGUUUACAUGUUACAAGGUUUUUCAUUUCUUAGCUGCUGCAUCGGUGUGAUUGGUUAUUAUUAUGUAGAUGUGUAGUACAUCUACGCCAGCCCUUAUUGCUAUUGAAUUAUGUAGGAAUUGUUUGUGAGAGAAAGGACUGUGUAUGCACAUGGACUAAUCACAGUGUGCAAAAAUUGAAGCAUGUCCACACGUGUGUGUUUUAGUUGUUUGUUUAAGAGUGAAUGGCUAUGUUUGUAUCCUUGGCGUCACCAAGUUUUGUUUUUGUUCAGAAGGGGGCACGUGGCAACAAAGUAAUCCAUUCAUAGUGGAAGGGGGUUAAUGGACUUUCCUCCAAGCAGAUUGGAGAUUGUCCUCCCUUUUCAUUCUUAAAUUUUUUUCCUGUCUUUGUUACUCCUUUUUGUAUUGUGGAAUUUUUUUCUUUCCGGGGCAUGUGCCCCCCCCCUUCUCGUGAUGCCCAUAGCUUGUGUGGGCUUUAAAGUGUAUUACAUGUAUAUUCAGACUGAGGACAUAACAAAGGGAAGAAAUAAUUGUUCAUUGUCCUGUGGAGGAUAUGCUUUUUGCCCAUGGUCCUUAGAUGUAGAAAAAAAUGUGCUUAGUGUAUGGCAGCGUGCAACAUUAAAUGAAGAAUAAAAGAUUUCAUGUUCACCUAUGCAAUGUAAUAUAGCAAGUGCUCUCUCGCCAGGAGGGCCACUAUAGAAGCUUAUUUUUAUUUUAUUUCUGUUCAGCGCAUUCAGCGCCAGAUGAUUAUGAGUGACAGUGAAGAAGACAAUGAGGAAUGUUUGUUUUUAGAGGGGGGGUCUGAGAUAAAUAUUCCAACAAAAACCCACAGACUCUGGCAGAAAAAUGCAAUCUACAUGCUGACCUUUAUGGGUUCAAACCCUGGCCGCAGAGUUGGACGACGAGGAAAGAGCCACAACACCAACAUAAAUUUUUAAUUUGUAGUGGAAAUUGGGACUGUAUAGUGAAGACUUCAUGAUUCCCUGCAAUUUUUUGGUUACCACAGUAGCUCGUAAUCAUUGGGUGUUACUGUUCAGUCUCCAUGACUUGUCUGUCAUGGUAUAUGUUUGUAAAUGCCACUGCAAUUGAUGGGUAGAGGAAAAAAUUCAUACAAGACCAAAGAAUGUUAUUUUGUAUACAUGUAUGUAAAUGAAGUCCUUUAAUGUACAGAUCUUGCAGAUUUCGUGUAAGUGGGAUAGAACAUUUUCGAUGCCAAAUGCCUUUUUGUUGAAUUUUAUGCAAGUCUGGGUAUCAGACAUUCUCUGGUACCCUUUUCAAACAAACACCUGAUGCUCAUUUGCAUGUGCAUUUUAUGGAAAUGUUGGUGUGUCUUUCAGCUUUAGCCGUGAUGGGAUAUGAGACCAAAGCUGUUGAUUGGUUGAUGGCUAUCAGCAGACGAAAGUACCCUGGUCGGUCACAGUUAAAAAAACUGAGGGACAAUGUCUUGCAUAUUCAUUUAGAUAUUCCCCCACUGAAUACCUACUCUACAUACUAAAUUACACUAGAAUGUACACAGAACCACUGAUACCAGCUUGCUGGAAUUUGGGGCAUGUUGAUUUUAUAGUACUCACCUGGGUAUUUCACACACAUGUAUGUACAUGUCUUAUGGACUUUUUGCCUGUACCAUUGGUCACAAAUUUCAAUGUGAAACUGCACUUGUAAAUAAACUGAUUCAGAAAUGCCAUGCAAUGGAA